AGCUGCUUCACACAGAGCUUCAAGCUUCAACAGACAGAAAGACUUUCUGAAAAACAUUCUUAUUCUCCUCUUGGGGUAAUUGUUACAGAGUUAAAGGCAAAAUGAUGAGCAGCAGAAUCUUCGUCGCCUCCAUUGUGCUCCUGGCCUUCCUGGCCAUCAGUGAAGGGAUGAGCCUGAGAAGUCUGGGAGUCGAGCAGCACUGCCGCUGCAUCAUGACAGAGAGCAAACCCAUCGGCCGCCACAUCGCGAAGGUGGAGAUCAUCCCUCGCAACUCCCACUGUGAAGAGACUGAGAUCAUUGCCACUCUGAAAGUGUCAGGCCAGGAGGUUUGCCUGGACCCUGAGGCUCCCUGGGUGAAGAGAGUGAUUGAGAAGAUUGUCUCAAACAACAAAAGACGCUGAACGGACGAGGAGGGACGUGCUUCAUGAGCCUGAGAGAGAAAGAAAGAAUGAAGUCCAAACAGUAUUUAUCUGAUGAUCAUUGUAUCAACUGAAAAUGACAAAAGAACUUCACAUGUCAUGUUUGCAUCAAACAUUGACAUGGAUUGAUUAUUAUUUAUGGAUUUGUGUUGUCCUUGUUUUUAUGCCACAUAUAUAUGAGUUACUGUUAACUUAUGUCUUCAAUAUAUUUAUUGUUAUAUUUAUGAAAUUCAAUUGUAUUCUGAUAUAAAUGAAAUAAAAUGUGCUAAAAAUUGAA
Larimichthys crocea (large yellow croaker) is the source of this 696-nucleotide messenger RNA. RefSeq names its product chemokine (C-X-C motif) ligand 8a (gene cxcl8a). Gene Ontology annotation, biological process: defense response; immune response; chemotaxis. The record is from RefSeq and is a predicted model, not a curated record. The coding region runs from base 102 to 401 and encodes 99 amino acids. Lineage: Eukaryota; Metazoa; Chordata; Actinopteri; Sciaenidae. The transcript has 4 exons. Gene Ontology annotation, molecular function: chemokine activity. Gene Ontology annotation, cellular component: extracellular region.